Sclerotinia borealis F-4128 is the source of this 1047-nucleotide messenger RNA. Lineage: Eukaryota; Fungi; Ascomycota; Leotiomycetes; Helotiales; Sclerotiniaceae. The record is from the annotation of a GenBank genome assembly.
AUGGGUUCAAGCGCGAGAAAAAAGAGAGAGAAGAAGAAAGACUUCCAGAAAGUAAAACUCCGGGUUGGCAAAACUAAGGCAAAGGCCGACAACUUCACAGACACCAGUUUCAAGUCGAAAUCAAUUGUUGUAAAUCAGCAAUCCCUUACAACUAUUGCGCCUUCGAAUGUUGUGCAAUUUACUCAUUAUCUCUCACUGGCAUCGACUUCAAAAUCGGACACUCAACGAAAAGAUGCGCUCGCAUACCUUACAACCCAACUCUCUUCCCAACCUGUAAACGCACCCAUACCCCUCCCGACUGCCGUCAUCCUCCCCAAACUCCUUCCUCUGAUUCUCGAUGGAAAUGCUUCUGUGCGAUCACAGCUUCUCAAAUUCCUCCGACUCCUGCCACCUUCAGAUAUCGGCGAUCGCGCAGAAUCCGCAUUACUAUACACAAGAGCUGGCAUGACGCAUCUGGCCACGGAGAUACGUGUAGAUGCUUUGGCUGUGUUAGAAUGGCUUCUUCAAGUUGCGGGGGAUGAUGUGGUUUCAUGUCCAGGUGGGUGGGUAAAAACAUUGAAAAGUUUCAUGUCAAUGAUAGGCUGGACUACAAGCAGCGCCACGUCAAAAUGGUCAUCUGCAAGUAGGGUUAGCUUUGGACUAAGUAGGGCCAGCUUUGAGAAGUCUGGCAAAACUCUUCCAAGACAAUUGAUGGUGUUAUCCCAGUUUCUUAAGGUUGGUUUGGUGGAGCCAGAAGUGGUUGUGCAACCAGGUACAAGUGGUAACCACUUCCCACUUUGGGAUGUCGAGCGACAUAUGGUACCUUCGAGAGCAAACGCAUAUGCGCACCUAAACCUAUUUGGAUCAUCCAGGGACGAAGAAGGAGAAAUGUAUAUUGACAGGGAAGAUCGCCAAAGAGUUUUCCACAAAAGAUUCCAGGCAGAAUUGAUGACAGGAGUAGAACAUGCUAAGAGAGAGGCAGGUGAAGCUGGCAGAGCUGCGGCAGUCCUCACAAAGGUUCUACGGGAUGGUAUGAAUGAUUAUAGUAGCGUUGAUGAUACCCAAUAA